GAUCUAUGCAACAAGGAUAUGGUCAACAAGGAUCCAUGCAACAAGGAUAUGGUCAACAAGGAUCUAUGCAACAGGGAUCUGUGCAACAAGGAUAUGGUCAACAAGGAUAUGGUCAACAAGGAUCUGUGCAACAAGGAUAUGGUCAACAAGGAUCUAUGCAACAAGGAUAUGGUCAACAAGGAUCUAUGCAACAAGGGUAUGGCCAACAAGAAUAUGGCCAAGGAGGGUAUGGCCAACAAGGAUAUGGUCAACAGGGAUAUGGCCAACAAGGAUAUGGUCAACAGGGAUAUUCCCAACAAGGAUAUUCCCAACAAGGAUAUGGACAACAGGGAUAUGGCCAACAAGGAUAUUCCCAACAAGGAUAUGGACAACAGGGAUAUGUCCAACAGGGAUAUGGCCAACAGGGAU
Molecule: messenger RNA, 408 nt
Organism: Melampsora larici-populina 98AG31
Lineage: Eukaryota; Fungi; Basidiomycota; Pucciniomycetes; Pucciniales; Melampsoraceae
Exons: 1
Source: RefSeq, a predicted model, not a curated record